CCCAAUUGUCCAAAAGAAAGACAAGUGCCGGGGCGUGGCAGUGCAGCGAGAAUAGAAGAAAGCUCUGCAAAUACUCAGUAACGUAUUAGAGAGCACCUCUUUGUCCCGUUCAAUUUCAUCCUUUCGAAACGACUUUGUUAUUCUCUGAUCUCUGACAUCUCCUGGAUUUGCUCUAUAAUCGUAUGAUUCAAUUCAUUUUUAACCCAAAGAAAGACACAACAUGAGCGAAAACUUGGAGGCAGGUCUUCACAAGGCCAACGGCGCCGAUAGUGACGCCAACACAGAGUCUCCCAACAGUGAGGUUUCCCAGCUGGUGGAAGAAAUGGAAAAACCAUGGCCAUCCACCUUCGAACGAUCGAUUUCAUUGCUGGCCAGUCCAGUCAUUACAGCGCCGCAAGCUGAUCACUUUACAAGAAGUCCCAAACCAGGCGGUACCCCAUUAUCGGGCAGAAGAGCGCAGCGAGGAUAUCUGACACCCGAACAAUCGUCUCUAUUGGCACCAGGACAACGCGCGGCCAACGACUUUCAAAAAGGUGUCCAAAAGGUACAAAGUCUCGACUUCAAAUCGAAGUACAAUGCAGUGGAUCAACCCAUAAAGCCACUGUUGGACACUCAAGAAGAGCAAAACAAAAAAGCCAUGGAAGCCAAAGCCUACCGGCAGAAGCUAUUGCAAGCAAAGCAGGAAGAAGGCGCUCAAUUGUCUCCUGGUUACAAAAAAGAAAAGAGUAUCAAAAAGGCAAAGAAGGACAAGAUUUCCCUGGAAGAGAAAUCUACAUUCAGCCAGGCAGUGUUCAAUAUGGCCAAUAUUCUCAUGGGUGUUGGUCUUCUAGGAUUGCCCUUUUCUCUAAAGAGUGCCGGCUGGGGUGGCGGCAUUUUUUGUGUUCUGAUACUUGGUCUUAUCACAUGGAGGACAUCAAUUAUUAUUGGAAGAGAACUGAACGGAGAUCCCAGGCCAGCCAGUUACUUUGAUGAUUCACCUUUCAAAACUCCUCUGCCGCCAGGGUCCUCUGCGGCAGCUCGAAUGCUACCACCUAUAAAAUCCUUCCCAGACAUUGCCAGGGCAUCCUUUGGAGAAGCAGGAUGUGUUUUCCUUUCGGUUGUCUUGUACUUUGAGCUAUUUUCCUGCCUGUGUAUCUUUUUGAUCAGUAUUGGGGAUCACUUGCACACAAUGUUUCCCGUAUGGUCCACCAAUCAACACAUGGUUGUGGUGGCGGCCGUCACCAUUCUUCCUACGGUUGUCCUACGUACCCCUCGACUUCUGUCUUACCUGAGUGCGAUUGGGACCUUUUCAACAAUUGCAGUGGUGCUGACAGUGGUCAUUGCUGCCAUUUUUGAAGGAGACAUCUCCGCCGAGGCUGCAGCCAGGUCUUUGCAAGAAGCAACAACGACAACCAACGAGCACAAGUCCAUGCAUCAUGUCUGGGAUAAUUCUGGGAUGCCAAUUGCCAUGGGUUUGGUUGCAUACUGCUUCUCGGGUCACGCCAUUGUCCCCUCCAUCUAUACAUCGAUGCAAAAGCCACAAGAAUUUGAGCGCAUGAUUGAUUUGACAUUCAUGAUCGUGCUUUGUGCAUGCCUUGCAGUGGGAGCCAGUGGUUACUAUAUGUUUGGUGAUGCUGUUUUGGACCAAGUGACGCUUUCACUGGAGCAAAACUCGUCUGCAGUUCUGGUGAUGAAAAUUUUGACCUGGUUGAUUAUUUUGACGUCCUUUUCCAAGUAUAUUUUGACAAUGUACCCACUUGCUCUUGGAAUGGAAGAAAUCUGUGCCCCCUAUCUGUCCAGUCACCUUUUCGUGCGCUUUGCGUCCUCCACCAUCAAAUUUAUUUUGACAGUUCUGGCACUGGUGGUCGCCAUUUACGUACCCUCCUUCAGUUUUGUCUGUGCUUUGGUGGGUAUGAUUUGCACGAUGAGUGUGUCCGUGAUCUUCCCAGCGGCAGCACAUUUAAAAAUGUUUGGCAAGAAACUAGGCUUCUUUGAAAAGUUGACCGACUGGAUUAUGGUAGUUAUUGGAUGUCUUGUUGCCGUUGUGGGCACAAUUUACACUGUUGGAUGAGGUAGAUUAGCCCUCCCAUUCUUUGUAAAACUAAAUAGAAACUGCACACCAGUACAUGCACAUUCCUCACUCUUUUGAUGCCAAGAAACGGAAUAUGAGGUCUGCCGAACCGG
Messenger RNA from Seminavis robusta, 2163 nucleotides. NCBI's taxonomy places the organism in Eukaryota, Bacillariophyta, Bacillariophyceae, Naviculales, Naviculaceae. The record is from the annotation of a GenBank genome assembly.